This is a messenger RNA of Dunckerocampus dactyliophorus (ringed pipefish), 1388 nucleotides long. It is a transcript of the gene p2rx3b, whose product is annotated as purinergic receptor P2X, ligand-gated ion channel, 3b. The transcript has 13 exons. Gene Ontology annotation, biological process: response to ATP; monoatomic cation transmembrane transport. The record is from RefSeq and is a predicted model, not a curated record. Gene Ontology annotation, molecular function: purinergic nucleotide receptor activity; ATP binding; extracellularly ATP-gated monoatomic cation channel activity. Lineage: Eukaryota; Metazoa; Chordata; Actinopteri; Syngnathiformes; Syngnathidae. Gene Ontology annotation, cellular component: plasma membrane; nuclear inner membrane. Bases 155 to 1369 code for a protein of 404 amino acids.
AAUUGUUAAUGUUUUUCCAUUUAUUAGCAUUUGACUUUGUGAUUUUUAUUUGGACUUUGCUAUUAUCAAACGUUGGCUGAAAGAAAAAUAACAAUUUUGUCGUUUUGGGACCUACAGUAUAGCUGUUUGGAGAAGAAGUGGCAUGAUAUGAAAGAUGUGGUCGUGCAUCGCUGACUUCUUUUCGUAUGAAACCACAAAGUCAGUGGUGGUGAAGAGCUGGACCAUCGGCAUCAUCAACCGAGUUGUGCAACUCCUCAUCUUCACGUAUUUCAUUGGGUGGGUGUUUGUUUAUGAGAAGGCUUACCAGGUGAGGGACACAGCAAUCGAGUCUUCAGUAAUGACGAAGGUGAAAGGUUUCGGAGUCUACAAUGACAAAGUCAUGGACGUUGCGGACUACGUCACGCCAACACAGGGAGCUUCCGUCUUCUGCAUCAUCACCAAACUGAUCACAACAGAAAACCAGGUCCAAGGGCGUUGUCCAGAGAGUGAGAAGAAGUAUGUUUGUACUGACGACAGCAACUGCACUCGACUUGGUAACAAGCCAGGAAGUUAUGGAAUUCUUACAGGGAGAUGCGUUGCUUUCAACACCACAGUCAAUACAUGUGAAAUUAAAGGCUGGUGUCCUGCUGAGAUUGAUACCAUCAACAGCACACCAAUGAUGGAAGUGGAAAAUUUCACUAUUUUCAUCAAAAACAGCAUCCGAUUUCCAACCUUCAACUACACCAAAGGGAACUUCCUCCCCACCAUCACUGACGACUACAUCAAGGAAUGUAACUUUGACAGGGUCAACAACACGUAUUGCCCCAUCUUCAGAGUGGGUGAUGUGGUCCGCUAUGCACAUCAAAACUUUACCAAGCUGGCAGACAAGGGAGGUGUGAUCGGGAUAAAGAUUGGCUGGAUGUGUGAUCUGGACAAAUCAGAUGAGCAGUGUAAGCCUUCCUACUCAUUCACCAGACUGGAUGCGAUGUCACAGAAGAACGCCGUCUCACCAGGCUACAACUUCAGGUUUGCCAAGUAUUAUAAGAUGGAGAAUGGGACUGACUAUCGCACACUGGUCAAAGCCUACGCUAUAAGGUUUGACGUGCUUGUCAAUGGAAAUGCAGGAAAGUUCAACAUGAUCCCCACACUGAUCAACAUGGUGGCAGCUUUCACGUCAAUCGGAGUGGGCACCGUGCUGUGUGACAUCAUACUGCUCAACUUCCUGAGGGGGGCGGAGACGUACAAGGCCAAGAAAUUCGAAGAGGUGUCAGACAAUCCCGUGGAUGCUCUGAACCACAGGCUUUAUCGCUCCCAGCUAUCACUUCAAAACGAUGCGACUGUGGUGAAUUCCAGUGACUUGGGAGCUUAUUCCAUUGGGUAUUAUUGCUAACAAGGUGUUAGCAGGAGGA